Molecule: messenger RNA, 3195 nt
Organism: Onthophagus taurus
Lineage: Eukaryota; Metazoa; Arthropoda; Insecta; Coleoptera; Scarabaeidae
Source: RefSeq, a predicted model, not a curated record
UUUAAUAAAGUAUGUAAUAAACUAACGGUACCGCAAUUGAUAAAAUUUUAAUCCGUACAGUUUGAGAACUCCUGCCUUUCUUGCUGUCGUCCGAAACACAAGGUGGGGGAGAAGAGAACCUGCACACUCCAAUAUCGACACUGUAUCGACUCGUCCUGCUGAUGCGGUUCGUGUCACCAGAAAUCCGCGUUAAAUGCCGCAAGGCUAAAUAAAACGAACGAACAUGUGCGUAUUUUGUAUACAACGUAUGUCGUGGGAUUAAUUUAUUUAUUAGAAAAAAUAAACCUUGAUGUGUCAGUGAGAUUUUAAGUGAACAUUUAAGGGUUUUUUUGAAAAAAAGGGAGGCGGUUCGCAGUCGUUCCCGGCACCUCGCCACUAAAUGGAGAACACCACCAGACGGUUUUUGAAAUGAUUUUUUUGAUGGUUACAAUGAAGAGUAGCUUGGAGUAUCUCUCCCACCUUCGAUUGAACGCGAUGGCGGUGUGAUAUGGAAGAUCAAGCGGAAAAUGUGGACGAUCUAAUCUGUACCUUCGAUUCCUACUCAAAUACAACCAUGGAUACUCUGGCCAUGUUCAUUUUCGGCUGGAUCCUGGUAGCUUUCGGCCUUCUCUGGCUUGGCAAGUUCCUUUACGCAAAAUUCCUUGAGAGUCGUAACAAGAAAUCAGCAACGGAAAUCGUUAGCAAACCGAAAAUUACCGAAGUAAUAAGCAAAGAUGAUUUGGCUUUAACCUCUAAUUCAGCAUCAGCAACCAACGAUUUAGAAAAAUCUAUCGAAAAACCACUGGUGUCAUUAAAAAAAUCUUCAAGUUUACCGAAAAGUAAAGGUGGAGCGGUCCCAUCAACACCGACAGCAAGAAGACGAUUAACAAGACAAUCACCAGCUCCAGCUGAUCUUAAAAAAACUCGAUAUAUUCCGGCUCCUAUGUGCACAGGUGCAGAUAACGUUAGUGUUUUAUGGAUAAAUGAUGUGUUUCAAUGGUUAUACAGUGAUAUGGUUAUUGUGAAUGAAUUACUUCAAGUUUGGAUCCAAAGUUUGAACGAGUUCUGCACAAGAAGCGAUAUCGAGCAAGGAAUUGGGAUUGAAUUCGUUCGUAUAUUACCAGAAACACAUCCUCCAUCAUUGACCAAUUUGUUUUGCGAAUGUGAUAGCAAAGAUGAUGUGGUUUUAACUUGUGAUUGCGAAGCCACACCAGCUUUCCAAUUAAAAUGUACAAGAAAAAAAGGGGACAAAUUGGAAACAUCUCAUUAUCGUGUAAAUGUGAACCGAUUACGUGCGAGACUGAACAUUUAUUUAAUAUCGGAAAAGCUUCAAGCUGACUUAAAAUGCGAUGGUUGGCCGGAAAUUAAGAUUGCUUUGGCUCCGGUUGGUAACAUUAAAAAUAACCUUGACGAAUCUCAACUACAAGAUGUAGUUAGUGAAAUUGUAACUGCUGCUUUAAGAAGCACAGAAUUCCAUUUAAAUUUGGCACAAUAUGCAUCAUGUCCAAGAUUAAUUAGACAUAUUGAAGUGUUGAAUACAAACAGGAGUUUACCUCUUCAUUACGAUAGUAUGUUAAGUGGAUAUACAUCAAGCAUAAAUCAUAUGUCAACGAAUCGAAUACCUAGCGAUAAAAGAUUAUUAGUAAAAAUAAUAAGAGCAACCCAACUUGGUGGCAAUUUAGGAUGUACUGAACCUUAUUGUGUCAUUGAAAUGGAUGAACCACCGCAAAAAUACCAAACAUCGUUUCAAAAAAAUACUGAUUCACCUUAUUGGGACGAACAUUUCUUAUUUGAGAUUUCAUCGAAUACUCAAGAACUUCUUUUAGAAAUUUACGAUCAUAGUAAAAAACCCCCAAGAUUUUUAGGCUUAGGAAUCGUUGGUGUUGAAGAGCUUUUAAUAAAUCCAUCUCAAAGACAAACGAUUUCUCUACAAAGUCGACCAUAUGAGAGUGAUCAAGUUUCAGGAACUCUAACCGCUGAAUUCUUGUUUAUAGAAGGUGCUGAUAUUCCAAUUGUAGGCAGUCACCCUUAUAAAAUUAAAGAAACCAUUUCCCCAUCACCUUCUAGUGGUCGCUUGAGCCCCAAUCCUGUCUUUAGAAAUGAUAGAUUAACUAAUGGAGAUCACUUUGUCGAUGGAGAUUACAGAAGACCGUCAUCAUUUAACCCAAAUACAAACACUUUAGUGGUUCAUAGCAUGCAAAGACAGCCAUCUCAACGAUUAGUAAAGGUUGAGCUGAGCGAAGGCUCUUGGAAAGAAGUCGAACGCAUCGAAAAAUCUUUAAACGACGAUAUUGCACGAGAAGAGUUACAAGAAAAGCUCGAUGAAUUAUCUAACGGAAACGGAAAUAUCGGUAAUGGUAACACAACUGUUACCGAUGAAGAAAAAGGUCCAGCGUCUUUACAACAAUCACCAUACAGCCAAUACCACCAAACACAAAUUCCAAAUGAAUCGUUAGAAUAUCGUGGUCGUUCCCGGAAAAGACGAGAUUUCUUUGGGACUAUAAAAAGGAGAUUGGGGCGUUCUAAAGGGAGAUCAAAAAGUGCUGGCCCCGGUGAUGAAGAUUUCGGGAGAGAGGAUUCUUUAAAUCGUUCGAUAUCAGCGGAUAGAGGCCGUGGUGAAAGUUAUAAACUUACCGUUCCUGGGGGGAGACCGGAAGAAACAUCGCGACGAUCGAGUUUAUCGGAAGCUUCGGGUUUAAGUAGUACAUCAACUAGGACUUAUAUAAAUGAAGCGAGUACUCUAGUGUUGGAAACCUUAGAGAACGGAAUUAAGAAGCACUACUUAGUUCCGUUGUCAUUGGCACAAAAAUCUAAAUGGAAAAAGAAAGGGACUAAAUUACAUAUAUUUAAUGAUCACACGUUUAUUGCUAAGCAUAUUACUGGUGGAACUGUUUGUCAAGUUUGUUGUAAAACGAUAGCACGUAGAAUUGGAAAACAAGGUUAUGAGUGUAGGGAUUGCUUAUUAAAAUGCCACAAACAAUGUCACGUUAAAGUUAAUGAUAAUUGUCCAACAUCUACUAUACACAACAUUGAAUUGUCAUAUAUACAAAACCCUUUAACCGAUAAAAAUAUAAGGAUGCUUUGAGAAGAAGAUUACGAAAAAACAGUUACCAAAACCUCUUAAAUUCUACAUAAAUGGGUAGUGUAAUUUAAUUUUAUAUUUAAAGUUCACUUACUUAAUAUAUUAUAUUGGUUUGAAGUGUUUCGGUUGUGGAG